AUGGCGGACCCGAUGCAAGUCGACAACCAACCCCAGGGCGCUCAGCCGCGCUCGACGAGCCCUCUAGCAUUCCCCUCGAGCGAGAGGGACGCGCAAGAGUCCCCGCGUAGGCCGGCGGGCAUCGACCAGCUGCGCUCGUCUGGCACGGGCGUCCGUUCGUCCUCGCCCCUUGCCUUCCCCUCUUCGUCUGCGUCGCGUCCCGCCGCAUCGAACAACCGCCCUCUCUUCGCUCCCUCAGGUCUCUCCUCCGAUGCAGGUCUCGGAAGUGGAGCGGCUGGCAGUGCAGGAGCACGUGGUGGACGCGACGACUCUCCUCUCUUCUUUCCUGGAUCCGACUUCGGCUCCCCAACCCCUCGCCGCAACCACCGCGGAGACAUUCACUCCGCCGCUCCUCCGACGCCCUCGAACCGCUCGAGCGCGAGGCGUGCGGCAGCCGGAGCGAACGGCGGGAUGCCCCCUUCGACCGCUGGCGCAGGAUCCGAACUCGGAUUCCCCUCUUCAUCCGCUGCUUCCCGUUCUUCUCGUCGUCGCGCCAACGGCGGAGGUGGCGGCGGCGGAGACGGUCCAUCUUCGAACGCGGGCGGGAUGACGGACGGCGAAGACGAGGACGAGGACGACGAUGGACUCGUGACGGUGCUUUGGGGAACGACGGUCACGAUUGGAGCGUCGAUGAAGGCUUUCGAGUGGUUUCUAAAAGACUUCACGUGCGGUGAUAGGCAGGGUUUCGACCCGUGGAGGCUCGAGCAGGCCCGCAAGAAGCGCACUGAGCUCGAGACCAAGAUGAGCGAGGCUCACCUGCGCGGCGAGCUCGACACGGUCGCCAUGCUCCGAGGCCAACUCGCGAAAGUCCCCCUCGACUCAGACAUCGAAUUUGCCUACGCCAAAGAACCUCCUCACAAGAAGCUCUACCAAUCCUACCUUGAGCGCAUGCGCGACACGGGCCAAACGAACCUCAACCUCGAUGUCGUCGACCUCCUCGCUUUCUGCUGGCGCGAGACGCAGGCGCGCGAGGGAGGCGCACGGACGCGCGAAGACCGCGAGUAUGCGCAACUGUAUCGCAACUUCCUCCUCUACCCGCAAGAGUUGGUCCCGAUCCUGGAUCAGCAGCUCAAGGACUCGGCGCUCGAGUGGGCUUGUGCAGAGGAGAACUUGGGCGAGGGACCGAUGAGGUUGGAGAAUGAGCAGCGCGCGAGGGAGAUGCAUGGUGCGGUGUUCAAGGUGCGCCCGUACGCGGGCGAGAACAAGGUCAACAUGCGCGACCUCAACCCGCAAGACAUCGACAAGAUCGUUUGCAUCAAGGGUCUCGUCAUUCGCGCGACGCCCAUCAUCCCCGAUAUGAAGCUGGCCUUCUUCCGCUGCAACGCCUGCUCGCACACCGUCACCGUCGAGAUCGACCGCGGCAAGAUCGCCGAGCCCGACCGGUGCCCUCGCGACGUCUGCAACGUCCAGGGCUCGAUGCUCCUCGUGCACAACCGUUGCGAGUUCGCCGACCGCCAGAUCGUCCGUCUGCAAGAGACGCCCGACUCGGUGCCGGAUGGCCAGACGCCGCACACCGUCUCGCUUGGACUGUACGACGAGCUCGUCGAUACUGUCAAGCCCGGUGACCGCGUUACGGUGACCGGUAUUUUCCGCUCCGUUCCGGUCCGCCUCAACCCCCGCCAGCGCGUCAUCAAGAGUCUGUUCAAGACGUAUAUCGACGUCUUGCAUGUCAAGAAGACGGACAAGCGGCGUAUGGGCGUCGAUGGAUCGACUCGUUCGGCCGACGACAGGCGCGGAGUUGUUGGCGUCGGCAUGGAGGACGAGACUGAGCGUCCUGGGCUGUUGCGCGACGACGACGACGAGGACGACUUGUACGGCGACGACGCGCAGAACGAAGACGAACGUCGCGCCUCGACUCACGCGCGGAUCAAGGAGAAACUCGUCGAGAUCUCGCGCCGACCGGAUAUCUACGACUACCUUGCGAGGAGUCUGGCGCCGAGUAUCUACGAGAUGGACGACGUCAAGAAGGGGAUUCUCUUGCAGCUCUUUGGAGGGACGAACAAGAGUAUCGCCAAGGGUGGAGGAGCGGGAGGGCCGAGGUACCGCGGCGACAUCAACGUUUUGCUCGUUGGUGACCCCGGUACGAGUAAGAGUCAGAUCUUGCAGUACGUCCACAAGAUCGCGCCUCGCGGCGUUUACACCUCGGGCAAGGGUUCGUCCGCUGUCGGCUUAACGGCGUACGUGACCCGCGACCCCGACUCGAAGCAACUCGUCCUCGAAUCAGGCGCUCUCGUCCUCUCUGACGGCGGUGUGUGCUGCAUCGACGAGUUUGACAAGAUGUCGGACGCGACGAGGAGUGUUUUGCACGAGGUCAUGGAGCAACAAACCGUCUCGAUCGCCAAGGCGGGCAUCAUCACGACCCUCAACGCACGCACGUCCAUCCUCGCUGCCGCCAACCCCGUCGGCUCGAAGUACAACCUCAAGUGGCCCAUCACGCGCAACAUCGACCUCCCGCCAACGCUCAUCUCGCGUUUCGACCUCCUCUACCUCGUCCUGGACAAGAUUGACGAGCGGAGCGAUAGGCAGCUCGCCAAGUUCCUUGUUGGCUUGUACCUCGAGGACAAGCCGCAGACUGCUGGUACCGACAUCAUGAACAUCGAGGACCUCACGGCCUACAUCUCCUGGGCGCGCAACCAUAUCCACCCCGAGCUGACGCCCGAAGCGUCGAACGCGCUGGUCCAAGCAUACGUCGAGAUGCGCAAUGCUGGCGCCGACGCGCGCAGCAACGACCGCAGGAUCACGGCGACGACGAGGCAGCUCGAGAGUAUGAUUCGGCUCAGCGAGGCGCAUGCGAGGAUGCGUUACUCGGAGAAGGUCGAGGUCGAAGACGUGACCGAAGCGAACCGCUUGAUCCGCGAAGCGCUCAAGGAGUCGGCUACGGACCCCCUCACCGGCCUGAUCGACCUCGACCUCCUCGGCGGCCAGUCCACGCACCAGCGCAAGCUGCGCGGCGACCUGCGUCGCGAACUCGUCGUCCUCCUCUCUACGCCGACCGCCUCGUCCAAGGGCCUCAAGUACGCCGAUUUGGUCCGCCAGCUCGAGGCACAGAGUAGCGUCUCGAUUGAUGCGCAGGAGCUGAGCGAGGUGAUCAAGAGCUUGGAGAGUGAGGGCAGUGUGCGGGUGUCGGGCCAGGGGAACGCCAGGAUCGUCAAGCUCAUUGGCGGGGCGCAGCAGGUCGAGAUGUGA
Rhodotorula toruloides NP11 is the source of this 3225-nucleotide messenger RNA. Its product is annotated as cell division control protein Cdc54. Gene Ontology annotation, molecular function: single-stranded DNA binding; single-stranded DNA helicase activity; ATP binding. Lineage: Eukaryota; Fungi; Basidiomycota; Microbotryomycetes; Sporidiobolales; Sporidiobolaceae. The transcript has 11 exons. The record is from RefSeq and is a predicted model, not a curated record. Gene Ontology annotation, biological process: DNA strand elongation involved in DNA replication; DNA replication; mitotic DNA replication initiation. Gene Ontology annotation, cellular component: nucleus; MCM complex. The coding region runs from base 1 to 3225 and encodes 1074 amino acids.